UCUAAUAAACAUAGCUAUAAAUAUUUAAAGAAUUUAUUGCUCCACCUCAACCACACUGUGCUGUUACAUUUCAAGAUCAAGAACCCAACACAAUCUUAUCUCAGAUCUUUGAAACACACACAGUUCUUGAACUGGAAGCAAUGUCGAUGGAAUAUGUCGUGAAGGUUGAAGAACCAAGAGCUGCUUGCGAUGGAAAACCGUCAGCCGGACCGGUUUAUAGAUGCAUUUAUGCUAAAGAUGGUCUGCUUCAAGUCCCCUCAGAACUUCAUUCUCCUUGGCAAUUCUUUAGUGAUUCAGCUCUUAAGAACCCAAAUAACAAAAUGCUUGGUAGGCGUCAAGCUACAGAUUCAAAGGUAGCCGGUCCAUAUGUAUGGCAAACUUAUAAAGAAGUUUAUGAAACAGCAAUAAAACUAGGUUCAGCAAUGAGGAGCCGUGGACUUAAUCCUCAAGAUCGUUGUGGUAUAUAUGGUACCAAUUGCCCACAAUGGAUUACUGCAAUGGAGGCUUGUAAUAGUCAGGCGAUUACGUACGUACCACUAUAUGACACUCUUGGUCCAAAUGCGGUGGAGUACAUCAUUAAUCAUGCUGAAGUUUCUCUAGCUUUUGUUCAAGAGACCAAGCUCUCAUCUGUUAUAUCUUGUCUUUCUAACUGCUCAUCAUAUUUGAAAACUAUUGUAAGCUUUGGAAAUGUUUCUGACUUGCAAAAGAAGGAAGCUGAGGAAUUCGGUGUGUCCUGCUUUUCAUGGGAAGAAUUUUCUGAAUUGGGAAGUUUGGAAUGUGAGUUUCCUCAAAAACAGAAGUCUGAUGUGUGCACAAUAAUGUACACAAGUGGGACAACAGGAGAACCAAAAGGUGUCAUUCUUACUAAUGGAGUUCUAAUGGCGGAAGUAAUGUCCGUCGAUCAUCUCCUUUCUCUCACUGACAAAGCGGCUACAGAAGAGGAUUCAUACUUCUCAUUCCUUCCUUUAGCCCAUGUAUAUGAUCAAGUCAUCGAAACUUAUUGCAUCUACAAAGGCGCUUCUAUCGGGUUCUGGAGAGGGGAUGUCAGAUUCUUGAUUGAGGAUGCUCAAGAACUGAAGCCAAGCAUAUUCUCUGGGGUUCCUAGAGUCUACGAUCGCAUAUACACCGGUACAAUGCACAAAAUUUCAGCUGGAGGUGCUUUAAGGAAGAAACUGUUUGAUUUUGCCUAUAGCUACAAACUAGGAAAUCUUGAAAAGGGAUUUCCACAAGCACAGGCAUCGCCCCUUUUCGACAAGCUAGUCUUUGAAAAGACAAAGCAAACGUUGGGGGGUCGAAUUCGGAUCAUGUUAUCGGGUGCUGCACCUUUGCCUAAUCAUGUGGAGGAGUUUCUGAGAGUCACCUCCUGCUCCACUUUAUCACAAGGAUAUGGUCUGACAGAAACUUGUGGAGGUUGUUUAACAUCGAUAGGCGAUGUGUUUCCUAUGGUUGGAACUGUCGGAGUGCCAAUGACAACCAUCGAAGUAAGGCUUGAAUCUGUGCCAGAGAUGGGAUACGACGCGUUGUCCAGCGUUCCGCGUGGAGAGAUUUGCCUCAGGGGAAAUACAUUGUUCUCUGGUUACCACAAACGAGAAGAUCUAACGAAAGAAGUUAUCGUUGAUGGGUGGUUUCAUUCAGGGGACAUUGGAGAAUUGCAACCAAAUGGAGCAAUGAAGAUUAUUGACAGGAAAAAGAACAUAUUUAAGCUAUCUCAAGGUGAAUACGUUGCUGUGGAGAGCCUCGAAAACACAUAUUCGCGAUGCCCUCUUAUAGCUUCGAUUUGGAUCUACGGUAACAGUUUCGAGUCAUUUCUUGUCGCGGUAGUAGUCCCAGAGAGACAGGCACUUGAGAAUUGGGCAGAAAACAACAAUUUGACUGAUGAUUUUAAAUCUCUGUGCAAGAAUCUCAAGGCUAGAAAAUUCAUUCUAGAUGAACUCAAUAACACUGCUCAGAAACACAAACUUCGAGGAUUUGAAAUGUUGAAAGCAAUUCAUUUGGAACCUCAUCCAUUUGACAUGGAGAGGGAUCUGAUAACUCCAACAUUCAAGCUGAAGAGGCCACAAUUGCUUAAACACUACAAGGACUGCAUCGACCAGCUGUACAUUGAAGCGAAAGCAUCCAAGGCGUAAGAGCUAUUUCUUUAAGCAAGAACAUAAUAUACAGAUGUGCAGCCAAAAGAGUUCAAAUAUAUUUUCAGCAAUUCAGUUUGUUGCUUAUUGUUAAUGAUCAUUUAUAGACAAGAUUUCUUUCUGAAUCAAGGGAUGUGAUGUGUGAUAUGCAAAUUUUAAUGAUAUAUUUAUACUUCUUCAGAUUA
This is a messenger RNA of Mercurialis annua (annual mercury), 2311 nucleotides long. RefSeq names its product probable CoA ligase CCL6. The transcript has 19 exons. Gene Ontology annotation, molecular function: long-chain fatty acid-CoA ligase activity. Gene Ontology annotation, biological process: wax biosynthetic process; fatty acid metabolic process; cutin biosynthetic process. The coding region runs from base 141 to 2126 and encodes 661 amino acids. Gene Ontology annotation, cellular component: endoplasmic reticulum; membrane. NCBI's taxonomy places the organism in Eukaryota, Viridiplantae, Streptophyta, Magnoliopsida, Malpighiales, Euphorbiaceae. The record is from RefSeq and is a predicted model, not a curated record.